CCACGGAAACACACUUAUGUCAUAAUCUCAGACCACAUUAAAACGGUCAGACAAGCUCAGGUAGAGCGCAUUAGCUACAUUGGAACGAUCUCCCAACCUAUAACUGAUUUGAUUGAUUUCAACAGUACACUACCUUGUCGUGACAUGGGUCAGAGACUAAGUGACCCUGUCCCUGAGGUAUCCCAUAGGGAGAAACCAAAGGAGACACAGGAACAUAAAGAUAAACCCAAGGAGAAGAGGAUCCCUCAAGCCCUGACCUUUCUUCAGCUGUUUACACUGCUGAGCUGUGUCAAGGUGAAGAAAACACCCUUUGAUCCCUCCCAGAGUGGUGAUGGGAGAAAGGGAACAACGAUAAACGAUACAAACAACAAUAAUGACUCUGAUACUGGCUUGGACUACUCUGCAGGUGACGUGAAAAGGAUCAAGGACAAGAGUAAAGGAAAGGUUGGGGGAGAGAAACAUAGCAUUGAAUCUCAGGACCACAAAUGCAGAACGACACAGGAAAAAGAAAAAGACAUUAAACAAAGACCUAACUCGGUCUCCCCUGAGGAGCAAGCAAAGAAGACCCAGCAGAAAGAGAAGAAGAAGAGCAUCUAUCCAGCUGUGGCGGCCCUGCAGCUGUUCACUCUCUUCUGCUGUGGUGGGAAAGUCAAGCCGAGGAAGUCUCGUCCCUCUCAGAACAGACAGAGUAGAAAGGACCAGGACAAAGCUAAUGCAUCUGAUACUGGUGAGUGUUAUGGGGUGUCUGCUGAUUAG
This is a messenger RNA of Oncorhynchus kisutch (coho salmon), 756 nucleotides long. RefSeq lists its product as uncharacterized. The record is from RefSeq and is a predicted model, not a curated record. NCBI's taxonomy places the organism in Eukaryota, Metazoa, Chordata, Actinopteri, Salmoniformes, Salmonidae. The transcript is spliced from 3 exons. The coding region runs from base 145 to 756 and encodes 203 amino acids.